Molecule: messenger RNA, 4435 nt
Organism: Chrysemys picta bellii (western painted turtle)
Lineage: Eukaryota; Metazoa; Chordata; Testudines; Emydidae
Gene: ARHGAP42
Product: Rho GTPase activating protein 42
Biological process (GO): signal transduction
Cellular component (GO): cytoplasm
Molecular function (GO): GTPase activator activity; protein binding
Source: RefSeq, a predicted model, not a curated record
GCACACAGGCGGGGAGGGACGAAGGGCGCCCUCGCUGCGACGGGGCGGGGACUGACUGCCCGGGCGGCGCAGCCCCCGUCCCUCCUCCCCGGCGUGUGUGCAUGCUGGGCUGGGAGGAGGCUUCCCCCGGCCGGGCCAGGGGAGGCUCAGAUUCAAGGAAGAGACCGAGCCGAGAGUUGCCGGAAACGUCUAAGCGGCAGCCGCGCUAGCCCGGGGGAGCCCGUAAUGCCCUGGAGGAACAAUGUGAGCAGCUGACAGCAACUCAGGAGCGCUGCUGUAUCCGCCGCCUGCUUUGCUACGGGGCCGGGCCAGACUCAAGGGGGCCGGCUCGUGAGAGAAGUAAACUUCCCCGGGACGGGGAGGGGGGACGCGCUUUCCUGCAAGUUCCCUUCUACUCCCCCCAAGCCCGAGCUCCUGCUCUCUGCUCAGCCUCGCCUGGCCCCCCUUGGCAGCGGGGCUGCUGCCGCUACUGCCAUGGGGCUGCCCACUCUGGAGUUCAGCGAUUCCUACUUGGACAGCCCGGAUUUCAGAGAGCGGCUGCAGUGUCACGAGAUUGAGCUGGAGAGGACCAACAAGUUCAUCAAGGAGCUGAUAAAGGACGGCAGUCUGCUCAUCGGGGCCCUCAGGAAUCUAUCCAUGGCAGUGCAAAAAUUUUCCCAGUCGCUACAGGAUUUUCAGUUUGAGUGUAUUGGAGAUGCUGAAACAGAUGAUGAAAUUAACAUUGCCCAGUCACUGAAAGAGUUUGCCCGGUUACUGAUUGCUGUAGAAGAGGAGAGAAGACGACUUAUCCAGAAUGCCAAUGAUGUGUUAAUAGCACCACUGGAAAAGUUUCGUAAGGAACAAAUAGGUGCAGCAAAAGAUGGGAAGAAGAAGUUUGACAAGGAAAGUGAGAAAUAUUAUUCCAUUCUAGAGAAGCACUUAAAUUUAUCAGCAAAGAAAAAAGAAUCUCAUUUGCAAGAUGCAGAUAUGCAGAUUGACAGAGAACAUCAAAACUUUUAUGAAGCGUCAUUAGAAUAUGUGUUUAAAAUUCAAGAAGUACAGGAGAAAAAGAAAUUUGAAUUUGUUGAACCUCUUUUGGCAUUUCUUCAGGGAUUAUUUACUUUUUACCAUGAGGGAUAUGAGCUGGCCCAGGAGUUCACCCCAUACAAGCAACAGUUGCAAUUCAACUUGCAGAAUACACGAAAUAAUUUUGAAAGUACCAGGCAGGAAGUAGAGAGACUGAUGCAGAGAAUGAAAUCUGCCAACCAGGAUUACCAGCCACCCAGUCAGUGGACAAUGGAAGGCUAUCUCUAUGUGCAGGAGAAACGACCCCUUGGAUUUACCUGGGUAAAACAUUACUGUACUUACGAUAAAGGGACAAAAACAUUUACAAUGAGUGCAGCUGAAACAAAGUCUGGUGGGAAAGUGAAUGGCCUUGUCACAAGCUCACCAGAAAUAUUCAAGCUAAAAUCCUGCAUCCGGAGAAAGACUGAUUCAAUUGACAAACGUUUCUGUUUUGAUAUUGAAGUAUCUGAAAGACAUGGGAUCAUAACACUUCAGGCUUUUUCAGAGUCCAACAGGAAACUUUGGCUGGAAGCUAUGGAUGGAAAGGAACCAAUUUACACUUUACCAGCCAUUAUUAGCAAGAAGGAAGAAAUGUUCUUAAAUGAAGCAGGUUUUAACUUUGUGAGGAAAUGUAUUGUUGCUGUGGAGACAAGAGGUAUCACAAUCUUGGGGCUGUACAGAAUAGGAGGUGUAAACUCCAAAGUGCAAAAACUGAUGAAUACCAUAUUUUCCCCGAAAUCUCCUCCUGAUAUGGAUAUUGAUAUGGACGUUUGGGACAAUAAAACAAUAACAAGCGGACUAAAAAACUACCUCAGGUGUCUUACAGAACCACUGAUGACCUUCAAGUUGCACAAGGAUUUCAUUAUUGCCGUUAAAUCCGAUGACCAGAACUACAGGGUUGAGGCAGUACAUGCACUUGUUCAUAAAUUACCAGAGAAAAACAGAGAGAUGCUGGACAUCCUAAUCAAGCAUUUGGUCAAGGUUUCAUUACACAGUCAACAAAAUCUCAUGACCGUCUCCAACCUUGGUGUUAUCUUUGGGCCGACUCUGAUGAGAGCCCAGGAGGAAACAGUGGCUGCUAUGAUGAACAUUAAGUUUCAGAAUAUCGUAGUGGAAAUUCUGAUAGAGCAUUAUGAAAAGAUAUUUCACACUGCACCAGACCCCAACAUUCCUCUUCCCCAGCCUCAGUCCCGUUCAGCUUCCAGAAGAUCAAGAGCAAUAUGCCUCUCAACAGGCUCACGCAAACCCAAAGGAAGAUAUACCCCAUGUCUGGCAGACCAUGAUAGUGAUUCAUACAGUAGUAGCCCAGACAGCACCCCCAUGGGCAGCAUAGAAUCGCUCUCUUCUCAUUCAUCAGAACAAAACAGCACCACAAAAUCCGCCUCAUCCCAACCCAGGGAGAAAUCAGGAGGAAUUCCAUGGAUUGCAUCUCCACCUUCUUCCAAUGGACAAAAGAGCUCAGGCCUCUGGACCACAAGUCCAGAAUCCUCCUCUAAGGAGGAUGCGACAAAAACAGAUGUGGAGUCAGACUGUCAAAGUGUAUCUUCUGUCACUAACCCAGAGAAUACAUCUCCACCGAUAGAUCUGACCAAAAAAGGGCUUUAUGGUCUGUCUGGGCUGAAAAGGUCUGCAGCUUCCUCCCUCAGAUCAAUCCCUUCAGCAGAAGUUACCUUUCUGCUUGAUAGGCUGUCUGUUCUCUUUCUUGGUGACAAAAGUUGCAGUGGAUCUGUACAGAGCUUAGCCUCAAUUGAUGCCAAAGAUACACCAAAGGCUCCACUAAAUCCUGAGUUGCCACCCAAAAUGCGCAGGAGAUUGAGAUUGGAUACUGCAUCAAGUAAUGGCUAUCAGAGACCAGGAUCCGUAGUGGCCGCAAGAGCCCAGUUGUUCGAAAGUGCUGGUUCACUUAAACAAGCUUCUUCAGGACGACAAGCCAAAGCCAUGUAUUCCUGUAAAGCUGAGCACAGUCAUGAGCUCUCCUUCCCACAGGGGGCGAUAUUUUCAAAUGUGUACCCAUCAGUGGAACCAGGCUGGUUAAAAGCAACGUAUGAAGGCAAAACAGGACUAGUUCCAGAGAAUUAUGUUGUCUUCCUCUAGUAAUCUUUAGUGGACAGCAGUAUCUUCAUGGUAUCCAUGGUAACAAAUAAUAAGCACUAUGAUUUUAUCUGACACAGAUGUGGGGAUCAGCCCGUUAGCAGAGAGUGGUAGAUUUUCUUCAAAUUCUGCAAGGGCAAAUUAGGUAGCGCCCUAUAAAUGGAACAGGACAUAAUGAAAUAGUUAACAGUUUUUUGUACUGCAGAUGGUACUCUGUUUAAAUAACUUCCAUUGUUUGUAACACAAGCAUGUUGCAUAUUUCUUUUAUGGAUAAGGAACAGUUGAGCAAUAAAAUCAGAAAAUUAGCUGCAGAACAUGUCAGACCUGAGAUAUUGCUCAACCAGCAUGAAAUUCACAGGCAAUGCACUCUGCCGAUCCUUACAAUUAUAUUGUUUUACAUGUAAAAAAUUAUAUGUUUGUUCAUAAAGCAAGAUAUAUUUCUAUGAUCUGCCUUCUGCAUUAGAAAACUUGAUUCUGAGACUGGUCCCAGUCAUUUCAUGGAAGAAGUUAAUCUGCCAUAAAAGCAGAGUUUUGAAUCUCUUGUUAUGCAACGAGAUCAUAGUAUACAGAUCCAGUAAUGUAUGUAAUUUAUAUAACUGAUAACCAAAUUAGAUUGUACACUGAUUAAGCAGUAAGUCCUCUUUCAAAAUGUGACCUUUUUUAAAUCAUUUAAUUCAAAUAUUGUACAGAUUUAUCUUAUUUCCUCCUUACUUUCAUCAGUUUGUUUUAUCAAUAUAAUUAAUAUUAAUAAUAAAUUAUAUGUCUAGCAUCCAUCUUCCCUAAGACAUUCUCGGCUUGUCUCAAAAACACAACCGUACCAAACAAAGAAGUACUGAAAGUAAAAUGAUGGGGAAAUGUGUGAGGUUAGCAACAAAGAAUGAAAAUAAAUCUAAAACCUGAAAUAAAACAUAGCAGAGUCCCACAAUGCCAUUAAGACACCCAAAUUGUUUUUCAGAUUUUCCACCGCAUACAAGACAAAUGACCUAUGAAGUGUCUAGUUUUAUAAGCUAUGAUUUCUAAAGGCUGCUUUUAGCUGUAAAAAGUAGCUGACAUGAGAUAAACUUUGAUUAUUUUGUUAAGUUUGAAAUACAGUUUCCUCAGAAUUUCACUUAGUUAUUUGACAACAAUUCCAAAACAUGAUGAUAAAACCGCUUGGUAUAGAUAUUUACAAAUAAUCAUUAAUUACUCCAGCUGGAACUAAAAGGCAGUCAUUUUCUAACUACUGACAUUAAAUUUUGUGUGAGUUUUCCCAUCAAAGUACAAUGGCUUGUAUUAAUAAAAGGCUGUAAUAAACAGUGAA